UUGUUAUGGACUUCACUACAAAGCAAAGACAAUUCAUUUCUGGAUAUCAAGUUCUACUUUACUGCAAAGCUAAUAAUGAAGGCAACAGAGUCCAAGUUGAGUUGGAGAGGGAAUUCUUCAUUGCUGAAAACGUUGUGUUUGAAAACAUCACCAUAACCUCACAACACAAUGGUGCCAUUGCCUCGUGUGUAGAACUCGGUAUAUCUGGCAACGUUAUUAAGAAAUCAGAAACCAAAUUAGGCGUUCUCUAUUCCCCAGAAUUGAUUUCCAAGAAUUUGAAUUAUGAGUUAGAAACCGGUAACUCUGGAAAAAUUGUCAUCAAAUUCCAGGCAAAUCCUGCAAUACCACAAUGGCGUAUUCAUGUCCGCAAGAACGGUACGAGCUUAUCCAACUACUAUCUGAUGGUCGAUGGCUAUCUCCACUCCGUUGUUCUUCAUUUUGUGAAAGUUGAAGCAGAAGAUUUUGGCAAUUACGGACUUGUCGUACAGACUUCGACUUUUGGUCUGUCGCCGUUAAAUACAAAUUUCUCCAUCUCUGAGUCUGUUACACAAGCUUUCAAAGCAGGAGAUAUAGCCGCUAUAUCACUCUCGGUUGUGCUCACGAUCGCGCUCAUUACUUUCGCCUUGGUCAUGGCGUAUAAGAAAUUAAAUAGCAAAGAAGAAAGAAAAAGAAAGAGCGCAAACCCGAAUGAAACUAGGGUCACUUAUGAACUAGAAACACACAAUUAUGAAGACACUGAUGGGAACAAUGAUGAAAAUAAUCUUGAAAAAGCCCACAGCGGUUGCGAGAAUAUGCACAUUAGACCGGUCCAACCCAACGUCUAUCACAUGCAAGACAAUUGCAACGAACAACGUACUAAACAACUUCCGCUUAAACCUCCGCCGUAUGAAGUUGAAAGCCGUUACUCAUGAACCUUUGACAUUUGACCUGUUACCUUGUGUAAAGGAAGGAAGUCAUUUAAUGGAAGAUGAACUUGAUUAUUGGAAAACACGUGGACUUGACAUGAGAGUGACAUUUUGCAGAGUGGUGAAGUUGGAGUCAAAUAUUUUAAUCCGGAUUUGAAAAUUGUAUUAGGGGUUGAUUUUUUAAAAUAAAUUCUCUGGCGUAACUUUUCUUCGACUUGCUUCUUCCCUUUGAGUUAACUAAUUUGACUAAUAUUUUUUUAUUUUCUGAUUAAAAUUCAAUUCAUUGAUAUCACUGUAAAAAGAUGGUUGUAAAGUACCUCAAUACUUGAUUUACAGUGCAGAUGAAAAGUUCACAAUGGUUUACAACAUAAGAGUUGAUUAGCAACCAAUUAAUUCGCUUCUAUUUCGCAUUUACGUGCUUUUGACUACCAAUGGAAUUCAAUUGCCCAAAGAUAAAAGAAUUAAUUAAAAUUAAUUUGCUGGGUGGGUUCACUUAGCUCGAUGUCGUAGAUAUUACGGUAGUUAUUUUACUUUCGUGUCCCGUAUAUUUGAACAUUUCCUUGUUUUAGUUUAUUAAUUAGUUUAAUUAAGUUUAUUUUUAUUUACAGUUACUUAUUUCGUUUUGAUUACUUUAUUUUAAUGGUUUGGUUUCAUGUCACACACAAAAAGAGCACACAAGUUUUGAGAUUUGAAUUACAGAAAUACUUAAAUCUUUGAAAUAGAGGAUAUCUGUGCUAAAUAAGAGUAGAAAUGCUAAAUAGGAUUGCCAUAAAGUCUUUAACAAAAAAUUAAAUUGCAAAGGGAAUUUAUCGAUACCUUAUAUUGUUUAGGCCCUCACAGAUGUAUUAAAUAAAGUAAAAAUACUUGAAUAUUUACUGAUUUAAAAAUAUAAAACCUGGUUAUCAUAUAUGGAGAACUGACUUCCAACGGAAUUGUAAUUUUAAUGGAA
This is a messenger RNA of Styela clava, 1854 nucleotides long. RefSeq lists its product as uncharacterized. The record is from RefSeq and is a predicted model, not a curated record. Lineage: Eukaryota; Metazoa; Chordata; Ascidiacea; Stolidobranchia; Styelidae.